Magallana angulata is the source of this 3041-nucleotide messenger RNA. RefSeq lists its product as uncharacterized. Gene Ontology annotation, molecular function: zinc ion binding; ubiquitin-protein transferase activity. Gene Ontology annotation, biological process: positive regulation of DNA-templated transcription. The coding region runs from base 125 to 1861 and encodes 578 amino acids. Lineage: Eukaryota; Metazoa; Mollusca; Bivalvia; Ostreida; Ostreidae. The transcript has 2 exons. Gene Ontology annotation, cellular component: nucleoplasm; chromatin. The record is from RefSeq and is a predicted model, not a curated record.
UAUUUUACAAACCAAAUCUGUUGCGUGAGCGCGCCGAUGUGCCGAAUACCAUUAGCAAAUUGGACUUUCCAUUUGGUCAUCCCUAGAUAUAUCAACUUGUGCAUUGUUUCAUUCAAGUUAUGCAAUGGCAUAUUCGGAAUUACAAGUACCUGACACAGCUCAGCACUAUUUGGUUUGUGGCUUUGAAGACUGUGAGAAUAACUGCCUGUUUUACUGCAAUCCUUGUCACCAACCUCUAUGCGAGCAAUGCAGGGACAAACAUGAGAAGAGUCCAGACACCAGGAACCAUGAAGUGGUUUCUUACCGGCACCGCAAAAAUCAAUUUCCAGUUGAGAAAUGCAGGGAUCACCCAACUAAGGAUAUAGACAUUCUCUGUGACGAAUGCAAUGUGCCUUUAUGCUCCAAGUGUUCUACGUUGCUUGUCCACAAGGGGCAUUCCUUUACCGACUUGGAGACAAUUUAUACAGAAAAAUCUGUGGCAUGUCGUCAGAAAAUCCACAAAAUUCAAGCAUACUUUAUUCCAACAGCAAAGCGUUUGCAAAGUGAAAUAAAACUAUAUGCCACAGAAAUAACGAAAAUCAUGGAUAGCAUAAGAACAUUCAUGAGAGAUGAAGCCAAGUCUCUAAAAACGUUGGUGGAAGAAGUGACAUCGGAUAACAUAGAACAAGUCAACAAAAUGGAAGGGUCAAUAUGGAAGAUGCUUCAUAGUCAACACAAAACAUAUCAUGAUUACAUCUGUUAUCUUGAAGACCUUGUCAAAAAAUUCCAUGGAUACCUGUCCUCUACUCAAUUACAAAAUAACCCCAUUAUUUUUCCACUUACUGAACACUUAACAAUCCAGUCCAUACCAGAUACUGCCACACCAAUCCCUCCAGUAUUUACUGCUGGUCGAUACAGCAAGGAGGAUGUCGUCAAACUACUGGGUAGAAUAACUGUUCCUCAGACUAAACCAGAGAAAACAAAUUUGAAAGCUAUGGAAAUUGCUUCUACACACAUAAAACCUACAGGGAAACAGAUGAGAGAGGGUAGAGAAAACUCUGACGUGAAACAGACACUGUCUUUGUCUUCCUCUGUCACCAAGGUCAGGGAGUAUGGCGAACCAGGUGUUGACAGAAUACAGCAUAUAACACUAGGUAAAUCAAGCUCACUCUGGGUCAGUGAUUAUUGUAGUAACAUUGUCCAAACAGAUCAAAAGGGUAAUCAGCUACAGAGGAUACACACUAAGGAUGUUAGAUAUGUAGGGAACCUAACAAUCACACAGGACGGGGAUCUUAUCUAUACAGACAAACACAACAAAGUCAUCAACAGGAUAACACUGAAUAAUACAAUCACCGAAUUCAUUAAAACGGGAGACUGGACGCCACUCAGCAUUCACUCCUCCCGCACUAACGGGGACAACCUUUUGGGGAUGAUUAAAGAAGGAAAAGGUAAAGUCACCAGAUACAACAAGACAGGGAAAGAAAUACAAAGCAUAGAGAGGGACAACAAAGGACAGGAACUAUAUAGUUAUCCACACUACAUCACAGAAAACAUUAAUGGUGAUAUCUGUACAUCCGAUUUAAUCAAACAGGCUGUAGUGGUAGUGAAAAAAUCAGGACAACACAGGUUCUCCUACACAGGUCAGGGGUCAGAGUUUUACCCCCGGGGAGUGUGUACUGAUCGCCUGGGUCACAUCCUGAUGUGUGAUAUUUACAGUAACACAGUUCAUCUCUUGGACCAGGACGGUCAGUUUUUGUGUCUCCUUCUCAAACAACAACAAGGGGCAUGGUCUCCCUGUAGUGUAUGUGUGGAUGAUGAGAACAAUCUUAUUGUGGGACAAUGGAAAACCAACACCCUGACAGUAUACAAGUAUUUACAGUGAUGAUGUAAUGUUACAACAAAACCAAACUGUUUUAUAAACCAAUUUACUAUCAAAUUUAGCUUUUAGAUUUUAAGGCAUGAUUUGUUCAGCUAUCAAUUAUUAUUUAAAUUUUGUUUUUAAUACAUAUACAUGCAUACCAUUUAUUCAAACCAUACCACUCAAAUACAAGUUGAAAAAGUGUUCACUAAAUUACAUGUGAUUAAAUUCUAUUAGAAAUUAUGCAUGAAAGAGGCAUGCCCAAUUUGACCAUUAUCUACUAUAAAAUCUAUUCUUCAAUAUUAAUUUUUCUAAGGAAUAAUAAUUUUGUAAAUAUUUCAUAAUAGCAUCAAAUGCGAUAUAUUAAGCACUUUUUCUGGAAUAGCCAAAAAUAUGUUUCUUAAGUAACAUGAAUAUCAAACUUAUAGAAAGCAUUUUUAUCCACCAAACUUUCUAAAUAUCAAAACAGACAUUAAUGACCAUAUUUGAGAAAUAGAUUGACAAUAAAAAAAGAUAUAUUUAACUGUCUCUGGUUCUAAAGAACCUACUGAACAUAGUGAGGGAUUUUUAAUUGGUGUUAGUACUUAAUUUCUGUGAAUAAUUCUCGAGAUAAAAUAUAUCAAUCUUGAAUAUUUUGUAGCAGAUCUAUGGUUAAAAUGAACUGUUUCCAGUUAAGAUAUAAAGGUGAAUUAAAACCGUUAGCCCAUAUGUUUUGACUUAUCUGAAUCUACAAAUAGGUCUAUGCUGUGAUUUUGCCAUAAGGGAUCUUUAAUGAUCCGCCCUCCUUUUUUACACAUGCAAAGUAUUUUAACAGAUUCAGAUUGGUAUGGCUUGAUUAUUAAUUAAGGAUAUAAAUAUCAACUAUUUUUAAGUGAAGAAAAAAAUUCAUAAAUUUUACAUCUAAAAUUUGGUUAGUUUCCUAUAUCUUUAUAGAGCUUUUCUAUUAUAUAAAUAUCUCAAAACAGUCUAAAUAUGACCACUGCCAUCGAGCUCUCUUACGCUCUAUGAUUCUACCCUCAGUUCUAUCAACAUUUUUUGUAUUAAAAAACUUACAUUACAAUAAACAUUUGCAAUUUAAAAUGUUUACUUUUUACUUAAAAAGAAACAAAAAGUCCAGGGGACACAUUGUUAAAUGGCAGUUAGACAAAACAGUGCAAUAAAGUCUAUUACAAAAAUAUCUGGACAUCUUUUAUAAGUAUGAAUU